This is a messenger RNA of Eufriesea mexicana, 1323 nucleotides long. Its product is annotated as ionotropic receptor 25a-like. The coding region runs from base 1 to 1323 and encodes 440 amino acids. NCBI's taxonomy places the organism in Eukaryota, Metazoa, Arthropoda, Insecta, Hymenoptera, Apidae. The transcript is spliced from 2 exons. The record is from RefSeq and is a predicted model, not a curated record.
AUGAGGAUCGCGAGAUUUACGGUUGCAGUGUGCGUUCUCCUCGGACUUUGCUGCAGAUGUACAGUUUACGGACAGGGCUCGAGCGAUGAGGAAUCUUCGAAGACCAGGCCUGUCAAUCUUUUCAUUAUCAACGAUGAUUCCAACAAAGUAGCGAACAGCAGCAUACUAAGCGCCUUGAAGAGGGUCGAGGAAAAUUAUCCUAAUCACUUGGGUAAGGUGUGGAGCAUUGAAAUCAACGAAUCCGACAUAAACGACACCCUGGAUCAUAUUUGCAAUUCCUGGAACUCCGCCGUGGAAAAGGGUGACAGCAAUGUUCCGGAUUUAGUGAUAGACACAACGACUGCCGGUUUAGGAGCCAAGAUAUCCAAUUCGUUCACAGCGGCUGUUGGAGUUCCCACGCUAUCCGCGCAAUAUGGCCAGGAAGGGGACCUCCUCUAUUGGAGGAACCUAAACGCCGAUCAGCAAGGCUAUCUAAUCCAGGUGAUGCCCCCGGCGGAUUUAAUACCGGAAGUAAUUAGACACUUGUGCGUCCAAUUGAACAUUACAAACGCUGCGAUUCUCUACGACCAUAAUUUCAUCAUGGAUCACAAAUACAAGAGUCUGCUGUUGAACGUGCCCACCCGGCACGUCAUCAACGAGGCCUCCCAACAGGUAACCGAAAUGACGAAGCAAUUGCUUCGGUUACGCGACUUGGACAUCGUCAAUUACUUCAUUCUCGGUGACGAGAGUACCAUUAAUAUAGCCCUGGAGGCUGCCGAAGGCUUGAAUUUCACUGGUAAAAAGUACGGCUGGUUUUUAUUGACUCCCGAAGUCAAUAUUUGGCCGAGAUGCAAGUGCAGAAAUAUGAGCGUCCUCUUCAUGAAGCCGGAAAUUAAUCAGAGAAAUCCCACGUUGGAAUCUUCUUUGUCAAAACCGUUUAUUUCUUCCGCCUUUUAUUACGAUUUGCUACACCUGGGUAUUAAAGCGAUGAAAUUGGCCCUGGACGACGGGGAAUGGCCGAUCAGGCCCAAGCACAUCACCUGUAACGAGUACAAUAACACUAAUACUCCGGUGAGGAAGCUGAACUUCUUCGAUAAAUUAAAGAUGGCGUAUAAGAACAUGACUCCGACGUAUGCGGGAAUUAAGUGGGGGUCAAAGAACGGCGAGCAUCACGCUAAAUUCGAGAUGUCCAUUCAUCUGGUGGACAUAAAGGAUGGGCUUGUUUUGGAUACCGUGGACAGUGGAUUUUGGAACGCGAGCGUCACUGAGCCACUGCAGGUAAGUUCGAAUGUUAACGCGUUAAACGCCAUGUUGAUUUUACGCGCCGUUCCGUUCACGCCAUAG